AUGUCGUUUUCCUUACUCCGCCCACAACUGUCGCAGUACACGUGCCGAUCGUGUCUAAUUCGCCUUUCACGCGCCUCGCGACGUCCGAUCUCUUCGAAUACCUACCACAUCAAAGAAAACACUGCUAAAGCCGAUGCAAAGGCCGCCGUACCAACAUCUCCCGCACGGACGCGUUUUGCGCCUUCACCAACCGGCUACCUCCAUCUUGGAUCGCUCCGGACGGCGCUGUUCAAUUACCUCCUCGCGAAACGGACAGGCGGUCAAUUCCUACUCCGGAUAGAAGACACAGAUCAGAAACGCACAAUACCCGACGCCGAGCAGCGACUGUUCGACGAUCUACGAUGGGCAGGACUGCAAUGGGAUGAAGGGCCAGAGGUUGGAGGUCCGUAUGGACCGUAUAAGCAAUCAGAGAGGAGCGCGAUAUACAGGGAAUAUGCGCAUCAACUGCUGGAAUCAGGCCAUGCAUACCGCUGUUUCUGUUCCUCUGAGCGCUUGAACGCGUUGGCGGAACACAGACACAAGCUCGGCAUCGCAACCGACUACGACCGCACAUGCGCCCCGCCCGCGAUAUCCAAGGAAGAGAGUGACGAAAGAGCGCACAAGGGCGAAGCGCACACUAUACGUCUCAAAGUCCCAGACCAGUACCCGACAUACAAAGACCGCAUCUAUGGCACCUUCAGGCCUCUCAAGCGACGCGGCCAUGUCACCGAAUCCGCGUACGAAGACCCGAUUCUUCUAAAGUCCGACGGCCUCCCUACAUACCAUCUCGCGAACGUAGUAGACGACCACCUCAUGAAGAUCACGCACGUCAUUCGAGGAAGCGAAUGGAUGCCCAGCACGCCAAAGCACAUCGCCAUGUACCAAGCCUUCGGGUGGACACCCCCAGAGUUCGCGCACGUCGGCCUCCUCGUCGACGAGAACGGCAACAAGCUCAGCAAGCGCAACUUCGACACCGACAUCACCGCCUUCAAAGAGAUGGAGAUAUUUCCCGAGACCCUCACCAACUUCGCUGCGCUACUCGGAUGGAGCCACAAAGAAAAGAGCGAUGUCAUGGACCUGAAAACACUAAUUGAUAACUUCAGCCUGAAGUUCACAAAAGGCAACACUACCGUUACAUUCGGCAAAAUGCAGUUCCUCCAACGCAAACACGCCCUGCAACGCGCCUCGACCGGCGGCCCCACCCUCGAAGAAAUGGUCCGCAACGUCUCCCGCCUCCUCACCUCACCCGACUCGCCUUACCAAGACUGGAAGUCUAUAAUCGGAAGCCCCCUCCCCGACGACUACAUCCGCUCCAUCAUAACCGCCGACGCAGAAAACUACACAAACGCAAACGAGUUCCUGUACCGCAACUCAUUCUUCUUCACGCCCCUACGACCAUUUGAUAAGCAGCCGCCCAUGUCGACGACUUCCGAUAUACCCAUGCGCGCACAGAUGCUAGCGCAGAUCGAAGAGAAGGAUUGGAAUAAGGAGAAUUUGAUGCAGAAGGUGCAUGAGAUGAUUGAUGGGAGGCCCGAGGGGAAAAAGGGCGCGAAGGAUGUGUAUCAUUAUUUGAGGAAGACGGUUACGGGGCAGGAGCACGGCAUGAGGUUGUAUGAUAUCUUUGUUAUUCUGGGUAGGACGGAGACGCUGAAGAGACUGGGGCUGUUGGUCAAUUAG
This is a messenger RNA of Alternaria viburni, 1656 nucleotides long. RefSeq lists its product as uncharacterized. The record is from RefSeq and is a predicted model, not a curated record. Gene Ontology annotation, biological process: glutamyl-tRNA aminoacylation. Gene Ontology annotation, molecular function: zinc ion binding; glutamate-tRNA ligase activity; ATP binding. NCBI's taxonomy places the organism in Eukaryota, Fungi, Ascomycota, Dothideomycetes, Pleosporales, Pleosporaceae. The transcript has a single exon. Bases 1 to 1656 code for a protein of 551 amino acids.